AUGAAUAUUUACAUAUUUAGUAUCCCGAAUAUAGACGAUCGAAACCUGAAAGAUUUAUUUGCUAGUCUUCCGGAAAGAUGUAUUGCAUUACUGGAGGAUAUCGAUGUUAUUGGAGCUGCUAGCCCUCAACACUUCAAUCCUUCUGAACCAGACAAUAAUAGAGAUAUUCGAUCCUCCCCAGGAGGGGUAUCUCUCUCCAGCGUUUUGAACACCCUUGAUGGUGUUUCAUCCCAGGUUAAUCGAAUUUUUAUCCUAACGACGAAUCAUCUUCACAAACUCGAUAAAGCGAUUAUUAGGCCUGGUCGGGUUGAUAUGAAAGCCGAAUUUGAACUCGCUAGUAAGUCCAUUGCGAAGGCUAUGUUCACCUAUAUGCUUGGGGGUCAGGAAAAUGUCGAUACAGAGGAACAAUCGGAAGCUUUUGCCGGAAGAGUUCCAGAUAGCAAGUUUAGCCCGGCAGAGAUCAUGAAUUAUCUUCAGAGAUACCGCAAGGCCCCGGCCGGUGCAGUCGAAAACUGUGGGAAGUGGGUGGACAAUCUCCUCCAAGAAAGGAGGAUGAAUAAGUAG
Molecule: messenger RNA, 564 nt
Organism: Clonostachys solani
Lineage: Eukaryota; Fungi; Ascomycota; Sordariomycetes; Hypocreales; Bionectriaceae
Source: the annotation of a GenBank genome assembly